Molecule: messenger RNA, 4619 nt
Organism: Salmo salar (Atlantic salmon)
Lineage: Eukaryota; Metazoa; Chordata; Actinopteri; Salmoniformes; Salmonidae
Source: RefSeq, a predicted model, not a curated record
CCGAAAAACCUAGAUGGAAUAUCCCAGUCUUAACCGGUUUCAACCGGUCUUGGGUUUGAAGCAUGAGAUGAAGAGCUAGCUUACACAGCCCUGCUAUCAAAUAUUAUAUACGAAUAGGACCAAUAAUAAACUCAAGAUUAUUUUACUUUGUGAUUAUGAACCGGAAUAACGCAAUACGUGUGACUCCGUAAAUUGUUAGCUAGCUAGCCAGCCAGCCAAGGGAAGCUAAGUCAUCAUUGGCUUAUGCAACAGCAGGCUAACUUGAUAACAUUUCUCGCCGUCCGCAACGACUUAAUCAUUGCUAAGAUACUUCUAGAAUAGUCUGUUACAUUUAUUUGCUAUAUGGUAAAUUGCUAAAUGUAAAUUAUCAUACUGAAACUUCGCUUCAGUGGCAGGACAUACAGCUAACGGCGUGCUAUCAGGACAUAAAUCAUUUGGCUAGCUAGCUAAUUAGCCAAUAAGCUAGUUAGCGAAUGUCAAACACACUGGAACGUGUGCCAUGAGAUAGCCUGACAUCCAGCCAGACGAGAGUUUUAAAAUCAGAGCCAAAGUCUUAUUUUUUUCAUUACAACGGAAAGACUAAAGAAAUAAGAGCUCUAUGCCAGCAAACAUGACAAUGUUGGCGGAUCAUGCAGCAAGACAGCUGCUAGACUUCAGUCAAAAGCUGGACAUCAAUCUGCUGGACAAUGUAGUCAAUUCUAUGUACUAUGACAUUGGAUCACAGCAACGCAUGGCACAGGAGGUGCUGACCAACCUGAAGGAUCACCCGGACGCGUGGACACGAGUCGACACCAUCCUGGAGUUUUCUCAGAACAUGAAGACUAAAUACUAUGCACUACAAAUUCUGGAGACUGUGAUCAAAACACGCUGGAAGAUUCUUCCAAGAAAUCAAUGUGAAGGAAUAAAGAAGUAUGUCGUUGGUCUGAUUAUCAAGACCUCAUCUGACGCCGCAAAUGUUGAGAAAGAUGGAGUGUACAUUGCUAAACUCAACAUGAUCCUCGUACAGAUCCUGAAGCAGGAGUGGCCCAAGCACUGGCCCACCUUCAUCAGUGACAUCGUGGGUGCCAGCCGCACCAGCGAGAGCCUAUGUCAGAACAACAUGAUCAUCCUCAAGCUGCUCAGUGAGGAGGUAUUUGACUUCUCCAGCGGACAGAUGACCCAGGUCAAGGCCAAGCACCUGAAGGACAGCAUGUGCAAUGAAUUCUCGCAAAUAUUCCAGCUCUGCCAGUUUGUCAUGGAGAACUCCCAGAAUGCCCCUCUGGUCCAAGCCACACUCGAGACUCUCCUGCGUUUCCUAAACUGGAUCCCCCUGGGGUACAUAUUUGAGACCAAAUUGAUCAGCACUCUGGUGUACAAGUUCUUGAACGUGCCCAUGUUCCGCAACGUGACGCUGAAGUGUCUGACGGAGAUCGCCGGCGUGAGCGUCAACCAGUACGAGGAGCAGUUUGUCAACCUCUUCACACUCACCAUGUGUCAGCUCAAACAGAUGCUCCCCCUGAACACCAACAUCCGCCUGGCAUAUUCCAACGGCAAGGACGAUGAGCAGAACUUCAUCCAGAACCUCAGCCUGUUCCUCUGCACCUUCCUGAAAGAGCACGGACAGCUCAUCGAGAAGAGGCCCAACCUUAGGGAGACACUCGUGGAGGCUCUUCACUACAUGCUGCUGGUGUCUGAGGUGGAGGAGACGGAGAUCUUUAAGAUCUGUCUGGAGUACUGGAACCACUUGGCGGCGGAGCUCUACAGGGAGAGCCCCUUCUCUACCUCCACCUCCCCCCUGCUCUCUGGGAGCCAGCACUUUGACGUGCCCCCACGCCGGCACCUCUACCUGCCCGUGCUCUCCAAGGUGCGUACGCUGAUGGUGAGCCGAAUGGCCAAGCCAGAGGAGGUGCUGGUGGUGGAGAACGACCAGGGAGAGGUGGUCCGAGAGUUCAUGAAGGACACAGACUCAAUCAACCUCUAUAAGAACAUGAGAGAGACACUGGUUUACCUGACCCAUUUGGACUAUGCGGACACGGAGCGCAUCAUGACGGAGAAGCUGCACAACCAGGUCAACGGGACAGAGUGGUCCUGGAGGAACCUGAACACGCUGUGCUGGGCCAUCGGCUCCAUCAGCGGGGCCAUGCACGAGGAGGACGAGAAGAGGUUCCUGGUCACCGUCAUCAAGGACCUGCUGGGCCUUUGUGAGCAGAAGAGGGGGAAGGACAACAAGGCCAUCAUCGCCUCAAACAUCAUGUACAUCGUGGGCCAGUACCCACGCUUCCUCCGAGCCCACUGGAAGUUCCUCAAGACUGUCGUCAACAAGCUCUUUGAGUUCAUGCACGAGACUCACGACGGCGUGCAGGACAUGGCGUGCGACACCUUCAUCAAGAUCGCCCAGAAGUGCCGGCGCCACUUUGUCCAGGUGCAAGUGGGCGAGGUGAUGCCCUUCAUCGACGAGAUCCUCAACAACAUCAACACCAUCAUCUGUGAUCUCCAGCCCCAACAGGUGCACACAUUCUACGAGGCGGUGGGCUACAUGAUCGGGGCCCAGACGGACCAGGCCGUGCAGGAGCACCUCAUCGAGAAGUACAUGCUGCUACCCAACCAGGUGUGGGACAGCAUCAUCCAACAGGCCACCAAGAAUGUGGACAUCCUGAAGGAUGCAGAGACGGUGCGUCAGCUGGGCAGCAUCCUGAAGACCAACGUGCGGGCCUGCAAGGCCGUGGGACACCCUUUCGUGGUGCAGCUGGGACGCAUCUACCUGGACAUGCUCAAUGUCUACAAGUGUCUGAGUGAGAACAUCUCCUCUGCCAUCCAGACCAACGGAGAGAUGGUGACCAAGCAGCCCCUGAUCCGGAGCAUGAGGACGGUGAAGAGAGAAACGCUCAAGCUGAUCUCAGGUUGGGUCAGCCGCUCCAACGACCCACAAAUGGUGGGGGAGAACUUUGUCCCGCCCCUGCUGGAGGCUGUACUCAUCGACUACCAGCGCAACGUCCCCGCCGCCAGAGAGCCCGAGGUGCUAAGCACCAUGGCGACCAUCGUCAAUAAGCUGGGUGGACACAUCACCGGGGAGAUCCCGAAGAUCUUCGACGCAGUCUUCGAGUGCACUUUGAACAUGAUCAAUAAAGACUUUGAAGAGUACCCAGAGCAUAGGACCCAUUUCUUCUACCUCCUCCAAGCGGUGAACUCGCAGUGCUUCCCGGCCUUCCUCUCCAUUCCCCCAGCCCAGUUUAAACUGGUUCUGGACUCCAUUAUCUGGGCCUUUAAACACACCAUGAGGAACGUUGCAGACACUGGUCUGCAGAUUCUUUACACCCUGCUGCAGAACGUGGCCCAGGAGGAGGCUGCUGCACAGAGCUUCUACCAGACCUACUUCUGUGACAUCCUCCAGCACAUCUUCUCCGUCGUCACAGAUACCUCGCACACAGCAGGGCUAACCAUGCACGCGUCCAUCCUGGCGUACAUGUUCAACCUGGUGGAGGAGGGUAAAAUCAGCGCCUCCCUCAACCCAGCCAGCCAGCACAACCAGGGCUACGUUCAGGAGUACGUGGCCAACCUGCUCAAGACGGCCUUCCCCCAUCUACAAGAUGCCCAGGUGAAGGUGUUUGUAACAGGUCUGUUCAGCUUGAACCAGGACAUCCCCGCUUUCAAGGAGCACUUGAGGGACUUCCUGGUGCAGAUCAAGGAGUUUGCUGGCGAGGACACAACAGACCUGUUCCUGGAGGAGCGGGAGACGUCGCUGCGGCAGGCCCAGGAGGAGAAACACAAGCUGCAGAUGUCCGUCCCCGGCAUCCUCAACCCCCAUGAGCUCCCCGAGGAGAUGUGCGACUAAGCGCCGCCACAUAGGAAUGAACACAACAGCAAACAUGUACAGUUUUUGGGAAAAAAAGAAAGGCAAGAGAAGCUGAGAGCUCUUGUCAAGUGUGUGUGUGUGUGUGUGUGUGUGAGAGAGCGAGAGAUUGAGAGGUGCUUUGUCGACCAAAUCAAUGCCAAUAUGUAAAUGACAAUUGCGCCUCCGAUUCGGCACUCACAUUUUUUGCAUAUGGACGCAUUUUAUACAGAGUCAUUUGUGUAAUAAUACGGUAUUGCUCCUUUUCCCUCGCAAAUUCAAGCUUUGUUUUUGGUUAUCGUCUUUGUUUAGCCGUGCAUGAAGUUUAAAUAAUUAAAUAAUUAUUUUUAACCCUUUCUUUACCUACACCCCCCCACCACCAACGAUCCUUCUAUUUGUUUAUAUGUAAGAUAUGUUAAAAGCACAUGCAAAAAGGUUACUUUAAAAAGUGCUGUAGCGUCAGGAAGUGCUCCAAUAAAGAGCUUUGUGUGUUUUUCGGAGGAGCCGCAUGGCCUGCAGAUGAAUGUGACGGUCAAGGGUGGUAAAUGACGCUGCUUCCUUUGUUUCUGUUUUGGCAGCAGUUUUUGUGGCAAGUUGGGUUCUGUUUGCAUCCAAAACUGACCGCUCUGACAUUUGGACAAGAAUGUUAGAUCAUGUGCAUAUCAUCUUGUUUGUAAAGCUGUCUUAGUACUAUGGGAACAUAAAGUUGGUUAUUUUUACAAAACUGUGUAUGUCCUAUACCUUUUGUGUAUGUUUCCUUCAGUCGUUGAAGGUUAUUAAAUCCAAUUUCUGGAAUAAGAACUUGAAACUA